This is a messenger RNA of Coffea eugenioides, 1107 nucleotides long. RefSeq lists its product as uncharacterized. NCBI's taxonomy places the organism in Eukaryota, Viridiplantae, Streptophyta, Magnoliopsida, Gentianales, Rubiaceae. The coding region runs from base 126 to 662 and encodes 178 amino acids. The transcript has 3 exons. The record is from RefSeq and is a predicted model, not a curated record.
AACAAUCCGAAAAAAGAAAAAGAGUCAACCUUUUCUCGUCAAGUUCUUAUCUGAUCGGUUUCCCACCUCGUAAAUCUAGUCGUAAACCUAAAAAAUUUACAUGUUUUAUCAAUAGAAUCAAAAGAAUGGAAUCGUCAUCGUCUCAACAGCAGCUAAUCACGCCGGAGGACGUAUUGGAAUCGUUGAUGAACGACGGAACCAUCGACGCCAUCCGGUUGAAAAUCAUCACUCAGCUCAAAGCCAAUGAAGAAUUGAAGAAUACGACAGUGAAAAUGGUGGAGCAGAGUAAAGUUUUGAAUACUCCAGGGGCAGAGAAGCAGACAAAAAGAGAGCUUUUUGAUGCCCUUCGACAAGAACUUGAAACGUCAGUGCUUGAGAAAGCCUCCAAGUCAGUGUGGGAGCUGAUUUUGGAUAACAACGGCAUAGGAAAGGAAUUAAGUCAAACAGUUGAAAAAGUUUUCUGUCGAUUGAGUGGCAGAGAACCUCCAUUAUUUCCUGCUAGUGUUGAACUUGAACCAGAGAAAGGGAAAGAGAAAGAGACUGAAGAAAAUGGAGGAAAGGAACAGGAAAACGUCAUGGAUAAUUCGGAUUCUUCAACAAAGAAGAGGAAAUUUGAUGAAAUAGGCUCAGAAGAGGGAACAGAUGAAGUUGCUAGCAGAUAAAAUGCUGCUGCACCAGCCUCUUUGGAUGAUUCUAGUAGAGUACCUCCUCCAAGUGCAAAAUCGUGAACCUUCAUCAGCAGCUGCCAGGUUAUGAGGACAAGAUAGUCUUCUUAAUCAUCUGACUUUCCCUUUCCUCUGACCUAGUCCUUUUUCAGAUUUGCUGUAUGCCGCCCAUUUAGAGAGAAAUUCAUAGUGCUUUCCCAGAAAAGAAGGGCAUUACAUAUCAGUAUUUCAAGCAUUAAUUUGGUUUCUUGGAGUGGUAUGCAGAAGACCUCUUUGUUGUAUGUCCUGAACUAGUUAGGAUGAAAGGUAGAGCCAGGGACUGUAAAUACUCAAGGGAGUCAGAUUUCUAAGAUUUAUUUUUUCGGUUUCCAUGUAGCUUCUGAAGUUCAAAGAAUGAGUUUUUCCAUCUCCUGAGGACAACAAUAAUUGCUUCAGCACCCUA